Chlorocebus sabaeus (green monkey) is the source of this 7076-nucleotide messenger RNA. It is a transcript of the gene TCF7, whose product is annotated as transcription factor 7. The record is from RefSeq and is a predicted model, not a curated record. Gene Ontology annotation, biological process: regulation of transcription by RNA polymerase II; canonical Wnt signaling pathway. Gene Ontology annotation, cellular component: beta-catenin-TCF complex; chromatin. Lineage: Eukaryota; Metazoa; Chordata; Mammalia; Primates; Cercopithecidae. Gene Ontology annotation, molecular function: DNA-binding transcription factor activity, RNA polymerase II-specific; RNA polymerase II cis-regulatory region sequence-specific DNA binding.
CCGGCACUCGGCCGGCGGCGCCUUUGAUGUUCGGACCCGCCAGCUCCCGGAGCCGCUCUGCCCAGCGCCCUAGCCCGCGCCUGCAGCCCGCCCAGGAGGAGUCAGCCCGCGCUCCGCCCGCCGCGAUCCGGGCUCGGAGGUUCGGACUCCGGGCUCGCCGCCCCCCGGGCCGGCUGCGCGCCCCGCACUCCCUGCGCCCAGCGCCCCGCGCCACGGCGAGCGGAGCGCACCAUGCCGCAGCUGGACUCAGGCGGGGGCGGCGCGGGCGGCGGCGACGACCUCGGCGCACCGGACGAGCUGCUGGCCUUCCAGGAUGAGGGCGAGGAGCAGGACAAGAUCCGCGACAGCGCCGCCGGUCCCGAGCGCGACCUCGCCGAGCUCAAGUCGUCGCUCGUGAACGAGUCCGAGGGCGCGGCCGGCGGCGCAGGGAUCCCGGGGGUCCCGGGGGCCGGCGCCGGGGCCCGCGGCGAGGCCGAGGUCGGGGCCGAGGCUCUCGGGCGGGAACACGCUGCGCAGAGACUCUUCCCGGAGAAACUUCCAGAGUCCCUGGAGGACGGCCUGAAGGCCCCGGAGUGUACCAGCGGCAUGUACAAAGAGACCGUCUACUCCGCCUUCAAUCUGCUCAUGCACUACCCACCCCCCUCGGGAACAGGGCAGCACCCCCAGCCGCAGCCCCCGCUGCACAAGGCCAAUCAGCCCCCCCAUGGUGUCCCCCAACUCUCUCUCUACGACCAUUUCAACAGCCCACACCCCACCCCUGCACCUGCGGACAUCAGCCAGAAGCAAGUUCACAGGCCUCUGCAGACCCCUGACCUCUCUGGCUUCUACUCCCUGACCUCAGGCAGCAUGGGGCAGCUCCCCCACACUGUGAGCUGGUUCACCCACCCGUCCUUGAUGCUAGGUUCUAGUGUACCUGGUCACCCAGCAGCCAUCCCCCACCCGGCCAUUGUGCCCCCCUCAGGGAAGCAGGAGCUUCAGUCCUUCGACCGCAACCUGAAGACACAAGCAGAGUCCAAGGCAGAGAAGGAGGCCAAGAAGCCAACCAUCAAGAAGCCCCUCAAUGCCUUCAUGCUGUACAUGAAGGAGAUGAGAGCCAAGGUCAUCGCAGAGUGCACACUUAAGGAGAGUGCUGCCAUCAACCAGAUCCUGGGCCGCAGGUGGCAUGCGCUGUCGCGAGAAGAGCAGGCCAAGUACUAUGAGCUGGCCCGCAAGGAGAGGCAGCUGCACAUGCAGCUAUACCCAGGCUGGUCAGCGCGGGACAACUACGGGAAGAAGAAGAGGCGGUCGAGGGAAAAGCACCAAGAAUCCACCACAGACCCUGGCUCGCCUAAGAAAUGCCGUGCUCGCUUUGGCCUCAACCAGCAGACGGAUUGGUGUGGUCCGUGCAGGAGGAAAAAGAAAUGCAUUCGGUACUUACCCGGAGAAGGCCGCUGCCCCAGCCCCGUUCCUUCCGAUGACAGUGCUCUAGGCUGCCCUGGGUCCCCAGCUCCCCAGGACUCACCCUCUUAUCAUCUGCUGCCCCGCUUCCCCACAGAACUGCUUGCUAGCCCUGCGGAGCGGCACCUACAUCCCCAGGUCUCUCCACUGCUCUCAGCCUCCCAACCCCAGGGCCCCCACAGGCCCCCCGCAGCACCCUGCAGAGUACACAGGUACAGCAACAGGAAUCUCAGAGACAGGCAGCCUAGCAGGCACAGGACACCUGGCCUCCUCCAGGAGCCUACCCCCUGAGAGAAAGCAACAGAGACCCAGAUUGCAUGAAAACCAACCAGGGGUCCUGUUAACUCCGUCUCAGGGUUCAGACCCUGAAGAUUCCAGAGGCUGCAAAAUUUCCACCUGAACCUGAGGCCAUCGAUUCAAACUGCUCCAAGUGGUAGGAAUCAGAUCUGUGUUGUUGUGUCAUCUAAUUAAGGGAAUCCCUUGUACCUGUGGCUGCCUGCAUCUAUUCUUUGUACCAUCUGUCUUGCCAGCCAGAAGCCUCUGCCUCUCUAGCUUUUCUGCUCUAGGUUAGAGAUGGGCUGAACUGAGCCUAGCUACCUUCUCUAUCCAUCUCCCCCAUCCCCCACUGCCACACCCUCCCCAUUCAUGGACCAAGAAUGACCUGGUUUGUCAAACAGCCACAAAGCUCAAGAUGACAACUCUUUUAAGGAAAUGGAGAAGCUCUAUUUGUAAAACAAAACCAGCUGCUACUCAUAAGUUGGACCAGAGGAAGCCUCUUAACCAUGUUCUCAGGAGCUUGCGAGAAGCAGGAAGGGGAAUGGAAUAGGUUGUUUAGGCCUAUCAACCUAAGCAACAGAAAUAACCUGACACUACCUUAUCAGGCAAGUUGGGGAGCGGGGGUGUAUCUAGCUCUAUUUCAAAUUAUUUGGAAGUGUUUCCUGAGAAACUCACCGGCCUAAGAAGCUCUGAUACCAAGGCCCCAGGCUUGUCACUAGCAGCGCAGUCAACAGUUCAAAGUAGUCAUGGCCCAAAUCCAGUGUGCACCCCUCCCCACUCACAGAGCCUUUUCCACAGUUCCAUUUCCAGUUUAUCUAUGGCAGUCCAGCCAACUCCUGGGCAGCUGUGAGAUGGCAAACCCAAAACCUCACGACAGCCAGAGCCUGUUUUCCAGCAUUCAGUCCAGACCAGCUCCAGUUUCCCCAUGGGGCUGCGGGACAGAGGACCAUUACAACUAGAUCAAGGAGCCCAGAAAACCUCCAGUAGUCCAAACAGGUUUUCACCAUAGCCUACUUUAACCCAUUUUUGAGCCAAGCUUCAACCCUGAGCCUUGAAAAACAAGUCUUUUUUUUAAUUUAAUUUUUGUUUUUUGCCUCCUUCUCAUCGUACGUAGCCUGAAUCCAAAGAAAAAGGGCUGCCUGGCCGGGUGCGGUGGCUCACGCCUGUAAUCCCAGCACUUUGGCAGGCCGAGACAGGUGGAUCACCUGAGGUCAGGAGUUUGAGACUAGCCUGGCCAACAUGGUAAAACCCUGUACCUACUAAAAAUACAAAAAUUAGCCGGAUGUGGUGGUGUGCGUGUGUAAUCCCAGCUACUCAAGAGGCUGAGGUGGGAGAAUUGCUUCAAUCCGGGAGGUGGAGGUUACAGUGAGCCAAGAUGGCGCUACUGCACUCCAGCCUGGGUAACAGGGAGAGUGUGUCUCAAAAAACAAAAAAAAGAGGGCUGUCCAUGUACUUACACACCCCUCAAAAAAAGCCUUUAGUUCCUACUUUAGCCACUGGUUUCUCAGAAUCCAAAGAUCACAUAUUCUAGUGUAACACUGCAAGAAGUCUUGAGAAAAAGAUUGUAGUGUUCAAAAUAUUUUUGCAUUGUUAAUACAUCAUCAUAGAAAAACUUUUUUAAACAAGAGAAUAAAGAUACUUUUUACUGGAUUUGUUUUUCAAAGCCUGACCCUGAGGAAUAAGUUGUUUCAGUAACAGAGCACGAUAUUAUUUCCUUUUCUUCUCCACAGUUAGGAAACUUGGAGUUUGUUCCCUAUGGUGCAUAUGUUCCCAAACCUCCAGCCUGCAGAAACCAGGGAUUACACUUGUCAUCUCCCCUAAAGGGGUGUGGCCCCUGCCUGCCUCACCCCUGAGAGCUAGGCCUAUACUCCUAAGCUUUGCUCUCUUAGCCCCCAAUCCCCCCAGUGAUGCAGACCCCACAAUGAUGCAGGCCAGCCUGCUCCCCAGUGCUCAUAUAAAAUAGAUCAGUUGGUAACUGCUGUCCAUAAAGGCUGAAAAGAGAAUCCAACCUGAAAUAAGGUACACAUGACCACUAGGCUCCAUUUUCCUCUGAGGGCAGAGAGAAAAGAAAACAUUCCACAAGUGCAUAUCCUAUUUCAAGGAAAACAAGAGCAAACAGGAGUCUUUUAUAACCUAUUAGCACCACAAAAUCCUAAAGAAGGAUUUUUUAAUAGCACCCUCUAAGACACAAAGUAUUUUUCAUAUUUUCACACAAGGCUUUCAGUUUGAUAAAUCUAUAACCCACUUUUUAAAAAGUCAUACACACUGUUGGUGGACACGAGAGCCACCAUAUCCACUUUAUUUUUACAUUAUUCGUAUACAUUUAGGGGGUACAAGUGCAGCUGUGUUACAUGGAUAUAUUGUGUAGCGGUGAGGUCUGGCCUUUUAGUGUGCCCCCCACCCAGAGAGUGUACUGUGCACGUAAGUAGUGUACGUUGUACUCAACAGGAUUUCAUACCUCAUCCCCUUUCAUCUCCCACCUUUUGAAGUCUCCAGUGUCUAUUACUCCAUUCCGUAUCCAUAUACCAUGUGUACUCACUGUGUAGCUCCCUACAACUCACUUUUUACAUGACAGUUUCCACCAAGCACACUACUGUCUUCCAGAGACCCAUCAUGAAUGUAAAAGGUGUCAUGAAGGCACCUCAAUGAGUCAGUCAACAAGUAGAUGAUGAAUGUCAGGCAAGAGGUAUUUCACAUGGGACAGCCAGUGGGCCACCAUCAUGCAUUGUCAUUGUCAUUCCACUGAGUUCUAUUUUUUGGAUUUUGUAUUUAAAGAUAUUUAUAAAGAAAGUCAUCUUUCAGAGCAGUGUCUGUUUAAAGUAGGCCACUGGAAGUUGUAACCCCAGACUUGCUGCUUUUGCUUCUUUCUGAGAGAGUGCUAGAGGACACUAGCCAUUCUCUGGACAUCUGUCCCAUUUUAAAUAAUUCUGUUCUGGCUACUGGCCUAGUUGUUUUAAAAAAAAAAAAAAAAAAAAAAAACCUACAUUCUAACCAGGGCUUAUGCAAAUGCAAGACCAGGUUGCUACAUCUGAUUUGGUGUCUCACUUAGAGUACACAGGGUACAUGAACAAUGCAGUCUUUGUGUCUUGGCGGGGAAGCCUUUGGCAACUCUUGUUUAAAUCAGAUCAGCUUUUUUUUUUUUCUUUUCAGUCUGACUUCAUAAACUCAGAUCCUCUCAAAUCACCCUGGUGCAUUCCUAUGAGGCCAGAGGGUGACUUGAGAUUGCAACCUCAAGUUCAACUUCUAAUACCACACCAGGCCCCCUUCACUGCCAGCUGAGAACCCACCCUGUUUCCUGAGACACUGUAAGACAAGAUACCUUAGCCUCCCUUCAACAUUUCCAGACAACUAGCUGACCUGCAACUUGGGUGAAAGAUGUUCGUCCCUCCUUUGGUACAGCUGCUUCCCAUUUUGUGCUCAGUGGAUAUGGUGAGGGUUCAGCCCAGCAAGCAGACAAAAAGCUUAUGUCUCCCAACCUGAAGGUGUCUACUUUAACAGAACCCCAUGGCUGGACUCUCUUCUGACAUGUAAUUAUCUUUUGAAUGGCUCCUGUGGUCUCCCGUUCCUUCUGGCUGUGGACCCCGCACAGCUGGCUCAGAAGCACUGCUCCCUAGCUUUGUUCAGUGUACAGUAAGCCUGGCCAGGAAGGCCACAAGUAAAGGGAAGCGCAAUAGUUCUUUAUAUCCCAUUCCAGAGAGGAAGAAAGGGAAUCAGUUUCUGCAUCUGCUUCUCAGAAAACAGCACAAAAGGGGCAAGGGUAACAAGGCCAUGUUAAACAACUACUUAGGACUGUAUGUCAAAGUAGAAUUUAAGACCCAAAUCUAGUUAAUUGUAUAAAAAGGCUAAGUUGGCUUUUCUUCGAUGUUAGAAAGGCUGCUUUAAGUGUGACUCUCAGAUCUCUUCAGAGCUUUUUUUAAGCUCUUCAGGGCUUUAAGAGUUCACCAAGGGUUUUUGAAACAGCUGCCCACCCAAGCAGACCCUGGUUGUGUCAACUCCCCCAAUCCCAACUUACUGUGAUAACCUUGUUCCAAAUCUCAAAUCACCCUGUGGGCAUCUUUCAAAUUCAGUCUCCUGAGCUCUUCUCUAAUGGUUUGGAGCUACUAACAAACCAUUACUGGCAGUGAGCAUCUGAAAAUACUCAAACAGCAGGGAGUUUGAAAACAGGGAACACAGAUGGUGGGGAUGUUCUCAUACAGUCCCCUAGAAUAAAAGCCUAGCUCAGGCCAGGAAGGAUUUUCAAGCUCUUAAAGAUAGCAUGGGAUUAGGCAUGUUAAUUGGAAAGGGAAAACUUACGUCCUGGGGGUGGAACUAUCCUAUCACAAGCAGUCCUCACAAGGUAGGUCACUAUUGGUAAGGGAUGUUUCACUUGUGGAGACAAGAUAGCAGCUGUGAAUUAUGUGGGAGAUAGCCCAGGCCGACACUUCUUUCAUAUUCACCAGGGGCUUUGGACCAAGUCUUCCUUUUUCAUUCAAGUGUUCUCAUUCUUUUAUCUGAAACCUUGUUCUUUCAGGCAUGUGCAAUGUCAGGAAGCAGGGUGGGGGGCUUGGGGAGGGAAGAGAAAAAGCCAGGUUCCACUCACCAAAAAAGAAAAAAGCCACUCUGGAAACCCUGCUUAAGUACUUCAGGAUACAGAGUACAGCUUCUCUAUUUUCCCACCCCUUUCCGUAACCUUCCUGGAACAGAAAAGUCUGCAAACCAAUUGAAGAAGGCAAAGAAUUAGAGGUUGUGAAAUGGUAUACUCAGGAAAGGACAAAUAUGAAUUUUCACCAAAUAGGUGGGAGGUAUUCAAAGUGAGAGCACUUUAAUGAAAUAAGCUGAUCCUCAGUGUGCAAUAAGAGGCUGCUAUACAGCAGGUUGAAAAUUUAAAGACAAGACAUAUCAGAAGGUCUGAAUAUACUUAAAUACUUCCAGAAAAUUUAAAGUUGAGGAUAUCAGAGGUCACAAGAACUACAGAUGUGGAAGCAGACACUGUUGUGAGCAACUACAUUCCUCCCAUAGAAUGCUGCUCAAUACUGGUACACAGACCAGAGGUAGCCAGCAGUACACAAGACUGCAAGGCAACAAGUACAUUAUCAAUGAAUUAGCCAUCUAUCACUUAAACCAUGUUCCGCAUUGGAAGUGUGUCAAGCAAGAGCACCUUUGACAAUACUUUUCUGCCACCACCAAUGAUCAUCUCCACUGACACAUACUUCAUCUUGAUAUGCACAGCCAGUUCUCUUACUCAUUCUCUUUGACCAUUGGAGGUAGUGAUUUUUAACAACAGUAAACAAGAAAAAGUCAUCAGGACUCUUUAACUGUAAAACCCCCAACAUUCAAAAGACAGUUUAGUUCAAGAGCAAAAAAAAAAAAAAAAAAAAAAAAAA